CUGUGCUCCUUUUAUACCGUGCAGCGAGCUGUGGCAAGUUGAGACACACACGAAGGAGUGGCAGAGCAGAAGGUACGCAGAGAGCAGAGAAGGACACGCAUUUUUCUGUAAAGACAGCGCAGACUGCUUCAAACUUUCUCUGCUUUUCAUUGACUCAUUUUCGGAUCGUGUUGUGCCCUGUGCGUAAAUGGCACUGGGGUCGUAGCGCAAGGAGCGGAGGGACAUUUCUGGGAAGGAAGACAGAAGCGGUCGCAGGUUGUUUGGGAAUCCGCUGCACCAAGAGCUGUUGUCGGCGUUGUCGGAGUGCACAUGUCGCUCAUUUGAUCUGGAGUCAGUCAGACGAUCCACUGCCAUGAAGAAAGUUUAAUUAGUUCGCAGAGGUGGGCAAUAUACAAUGAUGGAAAGUAACUCAUUUACACAGCCCCCUCUCCAUCGUCUUAUCAUGCGGCGUUUCAGCUCUGAAGGCUCACUCCUGGACCUGGACUUUCUUCCUUGGAAAAAAGUUAACCUCAAGAAUGCGGAUGAGCCCAGAAACCGAAACUCGGGGACUUACACUUUGCACGAAUACUCAGAUGAACCAGACUGUGCCAGAACUGGAUGCUUCCCGCCUCUUAUCCGUGAACCUGGCGGGAAGAGGGAGCUCACCAAAGAACGGAGCAUAAGUACAGAGAACUUGGAUGAUAUUAAAAAGGAUAGUAAAAAUCGGUUGAGCGUGUGUGUGAUAAGUGAAGGGUGCCGGGCGUACAGUGACGGACAGUUAGCGCCGACAGCUAACGGUAGCACAGAGAGCAUAGAGAAAGAAGAGCCUUCCACUUCCCCCACUGACCCCACCUGCUCGACCAACCCCUCCAAAUCUCAGCGGAAAGCCAAGCUGCAUGCUGCCAAACUGCACCUCAAGAGUCUCUUUGGAGGACAGAGUCCUCACUCCUCACACUCAAACCUCUUCAACCCUGAGCACAAGGAAAGUGUGGAGGAGAGGAGGUCGCGGCUGCUCUUCAUGCGUCAGUGGAGUCAGAUGGGCCACAGCAGAAAGAGCAAGAUCAGUCGUGAGGAGCUGGAACACUGGUCCCAGUCCCUCACCGCCCUGCUCUCCAGCCCCACUGGAGUGUCAGUGUUUGGGGCGUUCCUGCGCUCUGAGUUCAGCGAGGAGAACCUUCAGUUUUACCUGGCCUGUGAGCAGUACAAACACUCGUCCAAUAACUUCAGCCUGCACAGGAGGGGCCGGGACAUCUAUAAUACCUACAUCCUGCCAGGGUCUCCCAGAGAGGUAAACCUGGACAGUAAGACUCGAGACUUGACCAUCCAGCUGCUGCAGGCCCCUUCCCACACGUCCCUCAACAUGGCCCAGAAGAGAAUCUACUCCCUGCUCGACACGGACUGCUACCCACGUUUCCUCCAGUCUCCCCUGUACACAACCCUCCUCCAGGACUCCCAGUGACCAGUCACAAAACCUCCAUAAUACAAACUGCAAAAACAUCAAAUCAGCAUCUGUUAAAAUCACUUGAAUUCUUAAUUUAAGCAUAUGAAAAAAUGUAGACUUAAAGCAGACCUAUUCUGCAAAAUUGCCUUUUCAAAGCUUUUAACCAUGUUUCAGAGUUGUAUCUGGAGUGAUUGGUGUUUGCUUGAGCUUCAAUCACUUAUUUUAAAGACACCGUAUAUAAAAUUUGUCUCGCCUCAGUACAGAUAUAUGUAUAAGCAGCUCUUGAGGUCAGAGUAAGUCUGCCCAUCGUGCUGUCUGCAUCUAAUUAGAAAACGUUUUCUUGUCUGAAUCAGGAUGUUCUUUUUAAUAAUAAUAAUAAUAAUGCAUUUUAUUUAUAAGCGCCUUUCAAAACACCCAAGGACACUGAACAAGAUAAAAUUAGAUAAAAAACAUACAAAUACAAUAAAACAUGUUAGCAUGCUAGUUGUUGUUAACUUUAUCUCACAGCAAACCUCUGCUCUGAAAGUUGUGAAAAAUGUUUAAACAUCACAGUGAAUAAUUAGGAUGCUCAGUAUGCAUAAGGAGGUGAUCCUCUGACUGAAUUUAAUAGUCCAAAACUUCCAUUAUUAGACCUUCAAACUGAAUAAAUCCAAACUAGUAAAGACUACUAAAAAUAGACUAUUUUGGCACAUGCAGAUUUUGUUUGUUUUUGCAGUGAUCCAGGGCUCAAAAUGACCAGUGCUCCACAUCUCUCUUAUAAGGACCACCAUCACUGUAGUUUGGACUGUAUGUAAUAACCAUGUACUGAGGAAAAAACAUUUUAGACUUCUUCGAUGAAAAUUGUCAUUGAUUAUACUGAAAUAAAUGGAUACAUAUGUACUUCCACUUAUCUGAUCCUGCAUUAUGUUUAUGUACAGGCUAAAUGCUUGCUAGAGAUGUCACACAGUCAAAUACUAGUGUUACUCUGAUUGUAAUAUAUUUUUUUUCUUCUUUUUUAUAGGACAGGAAAGAUUUAGUGUGAAAUGGGGCUGAAGAGUGGGGACAGACACUCUGUGCUUCCACUAAUCCAUUACAAAAACUGGUGUUUUAAAGGGAUGAAGUUUAGGAACAGGGUUAUAAGGUUACAGUUAUGGUUAAGGUUAGGAAAUGUUAAAGUGCGAUAAACAUUUAAACUCCAUCUACAACCACAUUUCAAACAGCUGCUAAACUGUGCAGUGUCUGGAGGACUAAAGAAAAAAGUGAGAGGGAGGAGGGGCAGGGUCUGGACAUAUUAGGAACAGUGUGGUUGGUCUCACAGGUAUCCACACUUCAGACUCCACCCCUGAAGCCAGGUGUUUGUAAUCAGAAACACCUGGGUGUAAUCAGGGCAGUCUUGCGUGGUACCACAUAGUACUUGAAAUUGCACAGACCACUGAAGAUUAGAUUUAAUUUGUACAUACACAAACAUUGUAAACAGGUACAAAACAUAAACAUUUCUGUGCAGGUGAGAGUCAGAUCAUAACGGUCUUAUAAGACCAUCUCCCCUAAAACAUGUCAGACAUGAACAGGCACUAUAAUAGUUCAAAUAUUACACAUGUAUAUGAAUCAACAUUCAUUUUAAUUGUCUCUUAAAACAUUCCACUGUGGAAACAGACGUGAGAGUGGGUGUUAAAUUAUUCCAGAGCUGAAUAAUCUGGUCUUGAGUGUUGAGGGUCUUUGAUUGGUGGAUGUUCUGCACAAAGAAAGAUAAAAAGCCUCAGCAGUGUCUUGUAGAAUAGGUGUAACAACUGAAGAGUACAUAAAAAACUGUCUUAAAAAUGUCUUCUGUAUUAAUAAAAUCUUGUUGAGAUCUGUCUUAUGUGUAGUACCCCAAACCAUGUUAAAAUAUAUGAUGUAAGGAUAGGUUAGUUUAUAUUAUAAUGUCAUCAUGCAUGAAACAUUUAUACAGGAGUGAGCUCAAAACACUAAUGGAUGUCGUCAUUUUUCUACAAAGAUGUCGGGUAUGAUAUUUCCAGGUUAGUUUUUGGAGUAAAUGUUGAUCAAAAGCUUAGUUUGAGCCAUUUGGUUAAUUGUGAUACCAUCAACAGAUGUGUUACAUCCUCUUGAUUGUAUUUAUUAUUUUUUGUUCUGAAAAUCAUAAAGUUUGUCUUUUGUAUAUUC
This is a messenger RNA of Periophthalmus magnuspinnatus, 3559 nucleotides long. RefSeq names its product regulator of G-protein signaling 3. Lineage: Eukaryota; Metazoa; Chordata; Actinopteri; Gobiiformes; Gobiidae. The record is from RefSeq and is a predicted model, not a curated record. The coding region runs from base 395 to 1438 and encodes 347 amino acids. The transcript has 7 exons.